AUGAUCUUUCACAAGCUUUUGACUGCUGUUGCAGUUGUUACUUUAGCUGGCAACAUCGAAGCCAGUCCUUGUAAGCCUGUCUCUGGAUCAUCGACUAUCCACAUGGAAACGAGUACGACUGAAAUGGUUACUACUGAGGGUAUCCCGACUCCUAUUGAAGUUCUUUCCUCAGCUACAACUAUCAUUCCUAUUACGGCUUCAACAUCAGAAGCUCCCAUCAGCUCCGUCACUCUCACUCCUGGGGCUUCCACCUUCUUUGACGAGGCCACUACCCUCGUUACUUCAACAGUUGAAUCGACUGCGUUUGACCCGACAACCACAUUCACUGAAUCGAACUCUGUAACAACCUUGGUGACGAUUGUCUCGUCCAUGACAGAAGUACCUAUCACGACAGCUUAUGUUACAACCGAGUUGCCGGCUACCGAGACUGCUACAUCUUCAUCACCACCCCAGUGUACAUUCACAGGUGAAUAUAUCAACUACGUCCAAAACCCGUCCUUUGACAACAAGGUUAGUGGGAAAUGGGUCACUACAUCGCCUUGGGUCUUUCUGCAGACCCCUUGGCUAUCGCCCAACUCUGGCAGAGGGGGAAGCAAUGCAAUUGCGAUCAAAUAUCCAGAUGGCGCAUGGUCAUCAUCGAUCUUACAAUCGCUGCAAGGCGUAGUUGCCGGUCGAGAAUACGUACUUCGAUACUACUGGUCUCUUCAAGGGCAACCCCUUCAAUCGGAUGACUGCAGAAUCGGUACGAGUGCUGGACCCCUGGGUCAAACAAUGCACUUUGUCUAUACCGAUGGCGGAGAGACUAUUCAACAGGGCCAGUAUUACAUGCAGGAGUUUCACAUUACUGCUGGUCAGGAUGACCAAAACCUAUCCAUUGGCUUUUUCUGCAGGGCCGGGUAUAGUGGCGACACGGUCACAGUUUACAUUGAUGAUGUCUCGGUUUAUGACUACUACGAAGGUUGUGAUAGUCCUACAGAGGCGGUGAUUAAGAACACUCGCUAA
Molecule: messenger RNA, 1002 nt
Organism: Fusarium venenatum
Lineage: Eukaryota; Fungi; Ascomycota; Sordariomycetes; Hypocreales; Nectriaceae
Source: RefSeq, a predicted model, not a curated record